Truncatella angustata is the source of this 1263-nucleotide messenger RNA. RefSeq names its product S-adenosyl-L-methionine-dependent methyltransferase. Bases 1 to 1263 code for a protein of 420 amino acids. The record is from RefSeq and is a predicted model, not a curated record. The transcript has 4 exons. NCBI's taxonomy places the organism in Eukaryota, Fungi, Ascomycota, Sordariomycetes, Amphisphaeriales, Sporocadaceae. Gene Ontology annotation, molecular function: O-methyltransferase activity.
AUGUCUACUAGCACAGAUAACCUAUCUAUCCUUGGCCUUGCCGAGGAUAUCUUGGAGCAAAGCAAGGCGAUCACGAAAUAUCUCCAAGCCAAUAAUCAUGCGGCGCCAACAUAUUCAACCAAAUCAGGCGAUCCUCCCACGACGCGAGAUUACUCCAAGCUCCAGGGCAGCCUCAGGACUGCUCUCGAAGACUUACAACGGCUUAUCGAUGGUCCCAAGAAGUUCUAUCGGCACUUUUUGAUGCGAGGUUAUGAGCUGGCCGCUUUCCAGGUCGCCUUGGAUUUCAACUUCUUCACUCUGAUACCAGCGGAGGGCAGCAUUACGGUGGAGGAUCUGGCCAAGCAGGCUGGCUUGGACCAGGAUAGAACUGGCAGGAUCAUUCGCAUGUUGAUCACCCACCGCAUAUUUCAGGAGCGCAGUCCAGGGGUCGUCUGCCAUAACGCGUACUCUGUUGCCCUCCAAGAUGAAGAAUUGCGAUCCAUGGUGCAUUACUCUUUCGAUGAGAUGAUAAAGGCUGCUAUUGAGUCCAGCAAUUCACUGAGAGCGGACCCUUACAGAUCAGACAGUAUACACUGCCCGUUCCAUACUCGCCAUGGAGUUCCCAUAUUUGAGUACUAUUCAAAGCAUCCCGAGUACGCUGGCCGUUUCGCCAAAGCCAUGGCUGGGUGGCGUAGAAUGGAGGACAGUGUUACAGAACUCAAGAGCUACUUCCCAUGGACCGAAAUCAGCGGCAGCGUGAUCGAUAUCGGCGGCGGAAGUGGUCACAUCUCUAUUAUACUGGCCCGACUAUACCCUCACCUCAAAUUCAUCGUGCAAGAUGAGACGGAUGAUAUGCUGAACCAAGGCCAGAAGCUGCUGACCGAUGAUGUUCGCGACCGUAUUUCGUUUCAGAAGGCGAGCUUCUUCGAACCUCAACCCGUCAAAGGUGCUGCCGCCUACCUCAUCCGCCAGUGUACCCAUAACUGGGCCGACCACGAUGUAGUGAGAAUGUUCAGGGCAGUAGUGCCUGGCCUGGAAGGUUCAGCACCUGGCACACCUCUCCUGAUCAACGACAUCGUCUUGCCAGAGCCUGGGACCCUGCCGCUGAACUGGGAGCGCGAGAUGCGCCAGGCGGACAUGGUAAUGCUGGUGAGCUUUGGUGCCAAGCAACGCACCAAGAAGGAAUUUGAAGCGUUGCUGAAAGAGGCUGACCCUCGAUAUGGAAUUCGAAAAAUAAGCGAUGAGGGUGCGCUUGGUCUCAUUGAAGUCGUGCUACAGAAGUGA